AAUGGUAGGCAAGGCAAGCAGUCCUCCUAGUAAGCCUGCUUGCUAACUGCUGUUCAAGUAUUGGAGGUGGCGAGUAGCGCAUGCAUUUCUUGUUAACGACUAUAUAAAGUCCAGUCCCAUCCAAACGCAUGCAUUGUGAGUUGUAAUGGCACCGCCGCCGCCCACCAAAAUCGAGCCACAAACAACUAAUGGUCAGCCCCAUCUCGCCGACGCCUACGACCGUCACGUGGUAGCCGCAGCCUUCCCUUUUGCCACCCAUGCAAGUCCCAUGCUUGACAUCGUUCGCCGCCUAGCUGCCGCCCUUCCAAACACUCUCUUCUCGUUCUUCAGCACUUCGAAAUCCAACAGCUCUCUCUUUUCCAACAACAGCAAUAAUAACAUGCCGCCUAACAUAAGGGUGUACGAUGUGGCUGACGGGGUGCCCGAGGGGUAUGUUUUUGUUGGUAAGCCCCAGGAGGACAUAGAGCUCUUCAUGAAAGCGGCACCGGAAAACUUACGGAGGAGCUUAGACGCCUCCGUGGCGGACACCGGGAAGCAUAUCAGCUGCUUGAUCACCGACGCCUUCCUUUGGUUUGGAGUCCACUUGGCUGACGAUUUGGGAGCGCUUUGGGUCCCUUUCUGGCUCUCCGGGCUUAACUCCCUCUCUGUUCACGUGCAUACCGAUCUCAUCCGGGACACUAUCGGAACUCAAGGUAUUACAGGCCGUGAAAACGAGCUCAUCGUCGACAAAAAUGUGAACAUCCAAGGACUGUCCAAGGUGCGGAUCAAAGACUUACAAGAAGGAGUCAUUUUCGGAAACUUGGACUCGGUAUUUUCCCGCAUGCUACUUCAAAUGGGUCGGCUCCUCCCCCGCGCCACCGCAGUUUUUAUGAACUGCUUCGAAGAACUCGACCUCCCCGUAACAAACGACCUAAAGUUCAAAUUCAACAAACUCCUCAACGUAGGACCUUCCAACGUAGCAUCCCGGCUGCCACCGCUGCCGCCAUCAGACGCUUUGAUCUUGUCGUGGCUUGACAAGCAAGACGCUCCAUCCUCCGUCGUGUACGUCAGUUUCGGGUCGGUGGCGACCCCGCCGGAGAAGGAGCUGCUAGCAAUAGCGGAGGCCCUGGAAGCCACAGGGGCUCCCUUCUUGUGGUCGCUCAAGGACAACUUCAAGACACCGUUGCUGAACGAGUUCUUGACAAAAAUAUUGUCAAAGGUGAACGGGAUGGUGGUGCCGUGGGCUCCUCAGCCGCAUGUCCUGGCCCACGCUUCGGUCGGAGCUUUCGUGUCACAUUGCGGCUGGAACUCGCUGCUGGAGACUAUAGCCGGAGGGGUGCCCAUGAUUUGUAGGCCAUUUUUUGGAGACCACAGGCUUAAUGCAAGGAUGGUGGAGGACGAGUUGGAGAUAGGGGUAAAUGUGGAGGGAGGAGUUUUUACCACGGAGGGGCUGGUAAAAAGUUUGGAAGUGGUUUUGUUGGCAGAAAGUGGGAGGAAAUUCAGAGACAAUAUAAAGAAGGUCAAACAACUCGCAGUAGAGGCGGUUGGACCACAAGGGAGCUCCACUCGGAACUUCAAAUCGUUGUUGGAUGUUAUAUCAGGAUCCAAUAAAGCGUAGUGCGAGGGCAGUAAAUGCAGCACCAUAAAUAACAACCUUAUAAUACCUGUAUCUUGCUCAAUGAUUAUGCACCAUCUACGGGCGGACAUAUUUAUUUAUUUGGAAUGAUCUCUCGCGGAUCAAUGUUACUCUUCUCUGCGUCAUUGUCAUUUACUAAAACCUUGAUCUUAUUAUUGUUCUGCU
Molecule: messenger RNA, 1780 nt
Organism: Malus domestica (apple)
Lineage: Eukaryota; Viridiplantae; Streptophyta; Magnoliopsida; Rosales; Rosaceae
Product: anthocyanidin 3-O-glucosyltransferase 2
Biological process (GO): flavonol biosynthetic process
Molecular function (GO): quercetin 3-O-glucosyltransferase activity
Source: RefSeq, a predicted model, not a curated record